Molecule: messenger RNA, 495 nt
Organism: Neopelma chrysocephalum (saffron-crested tyrant-manakin)
Lineage: Eukaryota; Metazoa; Chordata; Aves; Passeriformes; Pipridae
Product: 60S ribosomal protein L14-like
Exons: 5
Coding region: 76-441 (121 amino acids)
Biological process (GO): translation; ribosomal large subunit biogenesis
Cellular component (GO): cytosolic large ribosomal subunit; ribosome
Molecular function (GO): structural constituent of ribosome; RNA binding
Source: RefSeq, a predicted model, not a curated record
ACGCGCAGUGUCGGGGCCGAGGUGGCUUCCGGCGGCGGCGGGGCCGCCCCGCCCUCUCUGCCCCGGGUCGCCAUCAUGGUGUUCAAGCGCUUCGUGGAGAUUGGCAGAGUUGCCUACAUCUCCUUCGGGCCACAUGCUGGCAAGCUGGUGGCCAUCGUGGAUGUUAUCGACCAAAACAGGGCACUGGUUGAUGGCCCCUGCAGUGGUGUCAGGAGGCAGGCCAUGCCCUUCAAGUGCAUGCAGCUGACUGACUUCGUUCUUAAGUUCCCACACAGUGCUCGUCAGAAGUGUGUGCGACUUGCUUGGGAGAAGGAAAAUAUAAACGAAAAAUGGUCAGCGACAAGAUGGGCAAAGAAGAUUGAAGCCCGAGAAAAGAAAGCCAAAAUGACUGACUUCGAUCGCUACAAGGUUAUGAAAGCAAAGAAAAUGGUAAGUGUUUGAGUGCCACUUCUUUAUGGGGUUAAUGCUUGUAGCUGUCACUUCAGAGUCACAUAC